AUGGAACAUGUUGUAUUUGAGCCUGGAGGAGAGUUGUGGAAUCACAGGAACAAUCCCAUAGUGAUUGAGAAGAAAUCGGCAGCAACAACAAUUGAUUUUGGUGAUCUUUUACCCUCUGAAGCUAAAGGGAUGCACGUCUCAGCUCAGCAAGAGUUUCACUACGAAACCAAUUGGAGAAUGUUACACACUCUUUCCUGGAUCCAACAAACCAGAAAACGCAGCAAAUGGCCUCCUGAUCAUCAAGAUAUUAUCAAUUCCGCAAAACAUAUCGGUUUAGCCAAAUUCUGUGAGCUGCUUAUAUCAGAUUGGGGUGGAAGGAUACAGUUCUACUUGUGGAAACUUGGAGCAUAUGCCAGCAUACUUAUCAUCCUUGGAGAGUGCUCUGCACGUGGUAGAACCAGUUGGGGUAAUAAAGAGUUGGAAGCUGAUCAAAAUGCCUUGCUUCUUGAUCAUGUUAAGGUGUGGAAGCCACCAGAUUUGCAAAAGCUUCAAUACCAUUUCAGAGAUUGUCAAACCAAGAGUGGAGAUGGAGAUUUCACUAGAUUAAAUGGUGAAGUGAUUACUGGAAUAGGAGGAGAACUCAUGUUUUCUUCUCAAAUCAAGGAGAAACCACCAGAUGGACUCAGUCUACAUCAAUCUCCAAAUAAACCAACCCGAGGUCAAACAGUUUUGAGUGCUAUACUUUUCGAAAGGAGAGGCUAUAGUAAUGAUCAGAGUAUCAAGAAUGGAUCCUUGGCAAAGUUGGAGAUGCAACAAUCAAAUCUUGGAAGCUGUCUAGCCGCCAACUCUGACAUAGGAGCAGUCCGAGGAUCAUAUCUCAGCAACCAGAAGGAAUUAAGCAACAAACUCAACUGCAAUGGAAACUACACUCAUCAGGGUCUCACGUCGAACUGGAAUCAUGUCCAAAGCUUCUCAAAUGAAAGAGUUAUGGGUUCUACAAGACGGGUGAUUCUGUGUUUGCUUUGUCUGAACUUUUCUGAGUGUAGAACAUCUCAAUCCUAUCUAUGGCGACCAGGUGAGCAUGCUAAGGUAACUAAUCAUGUUUUCAAGAGUUCUUUUAUUGAUUACACAGAUAUGAUGCACUUGUUUUUGCCAAAAGAGUCAUGUGCAGAUUAUAUGGAAGCUUUGAAGAAUGCAAAGAGAAAGAACAAGCGUGAGGAAGACAAACGUUUCAAGCCGCCUGAUCUAAGCCAGGAGAGACAUCAGGACGUCACUUGCUUCAUCCUCAUCAAUGAAGCACCUCCAGAUGCAGCAUACAAGCCAAAACCGAGAAAAGACAACUUUGGGAUAAGACUCUUACUCUAUGAUGAUUUUGCUUGUGUUAACUUUUCUUGUUUCAAUGUAUCAGGUUUAAGUAAUGCCUCAGGAGUGAGGAAAGCCAAAUGGAUCAGUCCCUUCUACCUAAUAGAACCAGUCAGCGACAAUGCCUAUCAAAGAGGCUUGCAAGGUAAGUGUAAUCUGAUUAUAAACUCUGAUGUUACUGACUUGGUCCCUUCUAUUGCAGGUAACACAGAUUUGAGGACAAAUCUUUUUGAAGUGGGAGGGGAUGAUGUGAUCAUGGAAAGCACCAAGGAAUGGAAUCAUGAACCUGAUCAUGGAGAGCUCGUAGCUGUUGAAGAACCUACACUUGAAGAAUGUUUGAGCCGAAAUAAAGCUUCUAUCAUCAGAGACAACUUGAUCUACAUUCAAGCUACUCUACACUCAAGCUGAUCAUCAUCUAGGCAAGUAGCUUGUGUGUACUCUUUUCCCUUGAUUGGUUUUGUCCCACUGGGUUUUCCAAUCAAGGUUUUUAAUGAGGCCACAAGUUACUUCUCUUACCUCCUAGAUGAUUGAUCUUGGUCUGUCCACAUGAAGACCUUAUGUUAUAUAAUUUUAUCUAAGUUUUUAUGCUAUGUUUUUAUUUUCGAAAACUCUAGUCUUUGUUGUGUUUCCAAGGGAGCCUUGUCUUUAUUUUCUUUGUAUUUUCGAGACCUUGUGCAUGUACAAGGCUUCUCCUUUAUAUUCUGGUCGUGGCCCCUUGUAUCAGUAUCCAUCUUUUUAUCAAAAACCUUUGUUUUCUCUUUUCUUCUUGCUUGUCGAGUUGAUUGAGUGUUGGUGUGUAAUAUCCAACUUCUGGUGUGUAAUAUCCAGAGACUAAGGGCUCUAGUUUGGUGUGUCAUAUCCAAUCUAUUGCCUAGGAGUAUCAAGGAGCCUUUCCGCAGCCUCUUGUGUCACCAUUCGAUCCACAUACCUUGAGAAACUUGAGUCUUUUGA
Molecule: messenger RNA, 2253 nt
Organism: Brassica napus (rape)
Lineage: Eukaryota; Viridiplantae; Streptophyta; Magnoliopsida; Brassicales; Brassicaceae
Exons: 2
Coding region: 1-1710 (569 amino acids)
Source: RefSeq, a predicted model, not a curated record